Messenger RNA from Gryllus bimaculatus (two-spotted cricket), 4030 nucleotides. The record is from the annotation of a GenBank genome assembly. NCBI's taxonomy places the organism in Eukaryota, Metazoa, Arthropoda, Insecta, Orthoptera, Gryllidae.
CCAGCUGCGGGCGGAGGGGAAGGGACAGCGAACGAGAAUGGUGCUGGUGGCGUAUGGCGCAAGGAAUGGCUGGAUAAGCUUCAGACGAUUUUAAUCGAAUAUUUCUCUGAUAAUUUACGACGCGAAACGCUCGAAAAUGGCAGUUGAAUUUGGAACUGCUAAAACAGUUCUCAUUCUAGCCAUUGUUGUGGGAUGCUUUGCAGUAUUAUGGCCCAAGUUAUUUUAUCCUAUGCUUCAAGCUUCUGUCAAUCCUCCUCGUUCGUCUAGUGACUCACAAGGGUUCGUUUGGGCAAAUCGUAUAAACAAAUUCUUGAUGAAAUUAGGUCUUUCAACAGUUCAAUAUCCUCCUAUCCCUGGCAUGAGACCCCCCAUGGGAGGCCCAGGGCACGUGGUGCCUGCCCCCAAAGGAAGCAGCACCAUGGGAAUCAUCAUGCCCAUUUACACCAUUGGCAUUGUGAUCUUCUUCAUGUACACCAUCAUGAAAGUAAUGUUUAAAAAGCCAGGUGAUACCACUAGCACUUAUACAGAAUUUACUCCUGAUCCUGAAUUUCGCAAAAUUGUGUUUGACAACUACGGAGAGAGAUCCUCAUACGAUGAUGGACUCAAACAACGGUCAAAAGUUGAAGCUGGUGCUCUUUGGAAAACUAAAGAUGAUGGUACUAAACUUGGAGAUAUAGAGAUUGACCACCUUCGCAGACGACUAGAAGAGACAGAAGCCGCAAUGGAACGCAUUGUUGCUCAGAUGGGCUCUGUUCCCAGGCAGUUGUACGCUUCCAAAGGCACGGAGGCAAACCGUGCCAAGGAAGAAGAUAAAGCUGUGGAAAUUGUCAAUCUUGAUUCAUCUCUGAAAGAAUCCAAUUACAAAAGUAUUGUUCAGGUUGAUGAUGCUACCAGUAAAUCUCAGCAGAACGGCGAAGGGAUCAAUGGUACUUCUUCACCCAUCGAAUCUCAGGUAGAUACAGAAAAAGAAGCUUUGCUAAAAUUACUUAAACAAGCAGAGGCUACUCCUGAAGAAGAGCAGGAACGACCAAGUAGUCGUGCAGAGGAAGAUGGAGCAGCCAAAGUCAAAAUCAUGGGAAUGGAGACCACCGCAAGCUGUGAGUGUGGUCAUCGAUGGAGUCGCCCCAGCACACCCAUUUUGGGAAUUCCUGGACACGUUGGUCACAGUCGCAGUAACACCCCUGUGCCUCCUCCAACUCCAGAGCCACAGGCCAUUUAUUUAGAAGGCUCGCUACCCUCGCAGUCACAACUAUUGGUAUCAGAUGCGGAAACACAAGCUUUACCAGUUGAGAGAGAACUUACAGAUGAUGAAGAAGAUGAACCACCAGUGAUUCUCAGUGGGAAAAUGACUUUAUCAUUAAUUAGUUUAGAUGCUGCCAUAGCAGCUGAAGAUGAGCAACUCAGGCAACAACAAGGAGAAAACUGUGUAGCAGCUGAUGGGGAAACAGCAGCUGUUGAAGGUUCUGAAGCUGUAGGAGCCAUCAGAGAAAAUGUGAACAGGGAAGAACAGGAAGAGGAAGAAGAAGAAGAGGAGGAGGAGGAGGAAGAGGAGGAUGAAGAAGAAGAAGAGGGAGAGCAAGAUGAAGGUGAAGGUGAAGAAAAUGCAGGUGCAGCACACAAUGUGGUUGAAGACGAAGAUAAGAAGAGUGAAGAACGAAGGGAUGUUCCACUUGUGAAUGACACACAGCAUGAUCUUGAUGACACUCCUUCUGCAACGAAUUACACCACAGCAAGUGCAGCAGCAGAAGCAACAAAUGCUACAGGUACAGAAGAGACUGCAGCCGACUUUUCUGCAAUGGAAUCUAUCGGUCCAGACGAUGACCAACAGGAAGAGCUGGGGGAAGAAGAGGAGGUAUGGAAUGGAGAAGUGCAUUCAGGGGAUGAAGAGGGCGAAGAGGAGGAGGAAGAUCAACCAGUUCAGCACAUCCCGAAUGUCCAUCAUCAUUGAGAAUGCUGUAGUCUGCAUUUCAAAAUUUUCAUCAUGUGAAAUGUUUUGUUUUUAAUUUAUUUCUUUUCUUUCCUGCAUUUUUAUUUAAGCUUUGUUCAUAUUCUUAACUUAUUUUUAAGAAAUUAUGUAAUUACUGUUCUACCACAAUAUGAAAUAAUUUUGGUUCACAUAAUUUGUAGAAGAAAAUAACUAAUUUGUUCUUAAAUAAUCAUUAAAGGUUUAAAUCAAAGACUGCGCAGAAAACCUGCAAAAAGGAAGACUACUAAUGUCUUGAAAGCCAUAUCAGCUAAAAUGUAUUCAUAAGCAAUUAAAGUUUAGCGCAAUAUAUGUUUAUUAGUUCAUACAUGCCUGUGCGUGUUUAGCCUUAAAUUCUUGAUAGUUAUCUGCCUUUAGUGAUAUGCAGUCUUAGCUUCUUAUCAUUUGAAGGAUCUAGUAACUGCUCUGCCUUAAAUACACACCGAAAGGAUUGUUAAAAUUGGAAACAUUUUUUACAAAGCUCAUUACUAGUGCCCUAAAAAUAAGGGGUAUUAGAAUCUUGCUUAAAAUCAAAUUUCUCUCUGUAAGACGAUCAUAUAUAGUUUCAAGAAACAUCUGUUAUAAAGCAAUGAUAUAACAAUCUGGGGGUGAAAGUAUGUGUAUUGUGGAAAAGCAUAAAUAAACAACUUUUAAAAAAACAGAAACAAAUGGAAAAUUAUAAAAAGUUAAUUCAAAAUGAGGUGGGAUUGCACCUCAUGUUUUUGAAGUUUGACUAAGCAAUUAUUUCUUUAAUGAGUAAAUUUGCUUAAAAUUUAUGGAUGUGUAGUUUACCAGUGUUUUGGUAAAUCUCAGCCUUUGAAUAUUUGAUAGAAAUAUACAAUCACCAAUGAUCUACUGAAAAGUUAGCAUAUUAGUCUUUCAAAUAGUAUACAUGAUUAUCGAUAUAAAAACUUAUAAAAUAAAUAAAUUAUUAGAACAAAGAAAUUAAAGAUAUUCUCUGUUGACAUUACGAUAUUUUACAGCACCAUUUAUUUUUGAACAGUGUGUAUCACAUGUAAAUGGUAGGAAAGGGAUUCAAAUUUUUUCAUAAAAAUACUAACAGAGAAAAUGAGAUGUUGAGUUAAAUAUUUAAUGGUAACUCUCAUUUCUUGGCCACAAUUGUUAGAAACAUUAAGUAAUUCUUUAUCUCCUUACCCAUAAUAGGAAUUGUUCUAACUAACAUCCUCUAUAAAGUUGUGCAGCUUUAUUGUAAAUAGAUUAAUUUAGUUUAGAGAGCACAUAUUCCUUUCUAUUGUUGGUCUUCCAACAACUAGUUAAGAACCAACUUGAUUCUUCCUUCAUAUUUCUUCCAUUUUAAUUCUUCCAUUUACUAUUGACUGCAAAUCUUUUACAAGAUGAGCCAAACAAAAUGAAUUUUUUAUUCUUGAAACUACUUGUGAUAGUAUUCUGGUCACCUUGAAUACAACCUCUUACUGCAUGGAAUAAAAUUUGUAUGAAGAAUGAAUGUGCCAAAUGUAUGAAUCACGAAUGCUAAAUAAAUAUAUUUAUUGUGUAACUGUUAACCAUUGUAUCACAUUUUUUUAUCAUGCAAACUUUAUAAACAGUCUUUUAAUUUUUGUAUUUGAAGUUCAGAUCGUUCUAAAGAAAUAUUUAAAUUGAUUCACUUAUAACAAAAGUUUUAAAAAACGAAUUUUAAACACGAUUUGAAAGAAAGGAAAUACUUUUAAAACUCCAUACAGAGACUGAAAAGGUAUAAAAACUGUCAGUAUUUUUUCAUACCUCUUCCAAAGACCAUUUCCCUCUUUUAACUGUAAAAAAUACCUUUAUAUGACAUCUAUUCUGGUAUGGAUGUCCGUAAUGGUUGUACCUUCAUUCUCGAUGAAAAACAAUGCCACUUGCACCAUCCAUAUUACAAAUUGCCAAAAUAACUUUUAUUCAUUCCUAAUUUUGCAAAAUAUUUAUUAAAAAAAUAGCAUAAUUUCUCAAGUAUUAUAUUCUGUUCAGUGUGUUUAUUUCUUGUUUGUGGGACAUACACUUUUUAUUUAAUUUAAUCGUUUAAUGUCAUCUGGCAAGGUAUUGUAAAAUAAUGUACAUGUAUUGAGUGUG